UUCUUAAUAGGUGUAGACUUAUUUCGACAACAAAAAACUUAAAAAUGUCAAAACGUCAAAACAAGGUUAUAAAUUCCGCCACACUUCCGACGUACCAAUCAAAAUUUAACGUCACAAACGCAGUUCUAGCCCACCCACUGACCAAAUGGCCUUUGACGUGUCAGAAUCCGCCUCCAUCCCCCUCCUCGACGGCACCUCGGCCGGCUCCUUCCCCCUCAGUAAAUCCGCCUCCCUAAUCCCCGUCCACCACUACUUCCGCUCGGGUAACCAAAUGUGGGCCGCCGAUAUGUACAAGGAGCAAACCAAGAACGAACGCAGCAACUUCCUCAUGAGUCCCUUCGCCGCCCAGCUCCUCCUCGCCCUAACCCAAUCCGGCGCCAAAAGCGAAACCGCCCUCGAGCUCCAGACCAAGUUGCACUUCCCCCUGGACGACCGCACCAUCCGCGCCGGAGUCACCGAGUGCCUCAACUUCUUGCGCAGCCCCAAGGACUUCCAAAUCAUCCCGGUGAACAAAAUCUACGUCAGACAUAACUUGCGGGUCAAGCAGGAGUUCAAGCAGUUGGCUAACGCGGAGUAUAAAGCCGACGCGGAUAAUGUAGAUUUUUCGCAGAAAGUAACCGCCGCCAAAGUCAUGAACGACUGGGUGGCGGUGCACACCAGGAACCAGAUUCAGGACGUGGUGAGCGCGGAGCAGCUGCGGACCAACGUGGGGGCGGUAAUGGUCAGCGGGUUGUACUUCCAGGGGCGGUGGGAUAAGCAGUUCUCGAAGCAGUUGACUAAGAUGGAGGAUUUUUUCAAGGAUGGUGUCGAUGUGGUGAAGGUGCCGAUGAUGCACGUGCAAGGGUACUUCCAGUAUUGUAAGUCGGCGACGCUUCAGACGAAGUUCUUGGAGAUGCCGUUCAAAGGGGGGCAGGUUUCGAUGAUAGUGGCGUUGCCGUUAACCAAGGACGGGUUGCACGCUCUGGAGGAGAAGGCGGACAAGGUUUUGUGUAAAAUGAAGUUUAAAGAGGAGUUGAUUAACUUGACGUUGCCGAAGUUUCAGCUGGAGAAGUGUACGGAUUUGAAGAAGAUUCUGAUGCAGAGAGGGAUUCAGACGCUUUUUUCGAAUCAAGCGGACUUGAGUGGAAUUGCUGGAAAAAAGGGGGAAUUGAGCAUUGAGCUUAUUUUGCAGAAGACCGCGGUUCGGAUUGACGAGGAAGGGGCGACGACACCGUCUACAACUGACACCACACACAUCGAGUCUUCUCUUUUCAAAACCCAACCGAAGGACUUCAUCGUAGAUCACCCUUUCAUGUUCUACGUCUCAACCGACGAAAUUAUAUUGUACGCGGGAAGAGUUUUAGAUCCGAGGAAAUAA
Messenger RNA from Zophobas morio, 1357 nucleotides. RefSeq names its product antichymotrypsin-2-like. The transcript is spliced from 4 exons. Bases 146 to 1357 code for a protein of 403 amino acids. Gene Ontology annotation, molecular function: serine-type endopeptidase inhibitor activity. Lineage: Eukaryota; Metazoa; Arthropoda; Insecta; Coleoptera; Tenebrionidae. The record is from RefSeq and is a predicted model, not a curated record.